Messenger RNA from Besnoitia besnoiti, 2019 nucleotides. RefSeq lists its product as uncharacterized. The record is from RefSeq and is a predicted model, not a curated record. The transcript is spliced from 2 exons. Bases 1 to 2019 code for a protein of 672 amino acids. Lineage: Eukaryota; Apicomplexa; Conoidasida; Eucoccidiorida; Sarcocystidae.
AUGGAUACAGAGAGCUACUCAAGGCAGUCGUCUACACUGUCGUCUUCUUCCUUUCUCUCUCCUCGCUACCUCUCGGGAUCCCAGCACGACGAGGACCUUCCCUUGCCGCCCCCCUCCACAUUUCGGGGCUCGUGGGCAGUCCACGGCGACCCGUUUGACCUUGUCGGCGGUCCGACUUCGCCGUCUCUCUUGAGUCCGAGGGUCGGGGUGCGCCCGGCGACGUUGGUGGGCGCCGCGAGUGCUUCCUCAGCGAGUGCGCAUGACAGUUCGAUCGCGUCAAAGCAUCGCGUGCGUAUUCUGUGCGUGUGCCUUGUGCUCAUGUGCUUCGCGUCUUCGCUGUACCGCUCCGUGGAGCCGCUUCAGGCUCUCAUGUCCAGCUCUCCUCGCUUCCUCGCAGAAGAGGGGCUGCAGCCCGAAGACGCACGGAUUGUGCUAACGAACGGCUUCGCACUGAGCUCGGGGCUCGGCUUGCUUGUCGGCCUCUUCCUCACCAGCGUCAUCGCGCCGCGCACGUCCCGCAAGAUUCUGGGCCUGCUGUGCGUCGCGUCGGCCGGUGCGGGGCUGCUUCUCGCGGGCUUCGCCGAGACGACGGCCGCGCUGAUAGCCUCUGUUAUGCUUAUGGGCCUUACCUGUGCCAUGACAAACGCGCUGCUGCCUGUGGUGACGCUGUUUCGAGAAAAGGCUUCAGCUGUCUACACGCUCGUGUGUGCCGCCGACUUUGCGAGCGUCAUUCCGCUCCAGAUCUUCCGAGCGGCCGUCGAGUUCUUCCAGUGGAAUCCUCGAACAGCGCUAUCCGUCUACGUGUGGUGUGUGUACCCCGCUCUCUUUGUGCUGGUUUUCUUCCUGCCUGAGUACCCCUUCUCUUUCCCGGAGGAGGCGCCUAUCGGUCUGUCUGGCGAAGAUGAGCAGCGGCUUCUCUCCGACGAAGAAAAGGCCGAGAACGGAGAGGCCAGGACUGAGCGGCGGGGCGCCAGCGGAAUGCGAGGAGGCGGGAGUCUGGCCUCGGCUCCGCGUCGGGCGCCCGCUGCUCUGCCAGACUUGUACGACGCGUUCCCGCCGCCUCUGUGGCGUCUCUCUUUGCGGCAACAGUUGUGCUCGCUGCACCUGUACGGGCUCUCUCUCUGGUGGAUGGCGACGGCCAUCGGGUCUGAAACCGUGCGGCUGUAUUACCGCCGAGCCCUUCGCACGAGCUCGGACAGCGGUGCACACGCCGCCGAUACUGUGGAACACGUCGCGAGCUGGGCUGCGUGCUUCAGCUUUUUGGUUCUUCCCGCAGUCUACUGGCUGCUCCACGUGACCUGGGCACAGACCGACAGACAAAGGCUUCAGGAGAUUCGCCGGCUCGAAGAGGCGUUCGACGCCGACUACGAAGGCAAAGACGCCGUCACCGGGCUUGGGCAGGUCUGGAGGCCCGGGCAGAUCGGUGGCGAUUCUGGAGAAUGGUCUGGCGUCAUCAGAUCAGCGGCAUGGUCGUUGCGGAAAUACCUCGUUCUGCCCCGAGUCACGCCGCGUGUGCUGGGCUUCGUGUGUAGCGCGCUGCUUGCCGUCAUUGCGUUGCUGCUCCGCCCAGGCGCCCUCGCCCCCUGUGCAGUGGCGGUUGUCCUGAGCUGUGUUCUCCAAGCGCUGGCGCCAAUCACAAUGUUCCUCAUCCUCUCAAACACCUACGGCCCCCGGUUUUUUCCAACGCUGCUGAGUCUCCAAGUUGUGCUACUCGCCUCCGUUGGACUGCUCGCGCCGCUUUUCCAGAAUUUCCUCUUCACUGCCUUGCGUCGUCACAGCGGAGCUCUGACUGCUUCGCUUCUUUUCUGCGCCUUUGUGGGCGGCGUACCUCUUUUGUGUUUCCACUGCACGCCGUGCGACGAGUUUGACGCCAAGCGCGUUCACGUGUGUGCCUUGGGGCUGCCGCUCGCCCUCGAGAAGCACUCCAUGGCCGCGAUCUUCCACGAGGCUGGGGCGGACUCGGAAUUUAUGGAAAGCACGGGAAGUCGUGAGCAGGCCACCGCGAGCCACGCACGAUAG